Messenger RNA from Alnus glutinosa, 1206 nucleotides. Its product is annotated as dof zinc finger protein DOF3.5. The transcript has a single exon. The coding region runs from base 181 to 1065 and encodes 294 amino acids. Gene Ontology annotation, biological process: regulation of DNA-templated transcription. Gene Ontology annotation, molecular function: DNA binding; DNA-binding transcription factor activity. Lineage: Eukaryota; Viridiplantae; Streptophyta; Magnoliopsida; Fagales; Betulaceae. The record is from RefSeq and is a predicted model, not a curated record.
UCCUUGGCCAUGACGCUCUCCAACCGCCCACGUUCUUUUCAACCCCACUAUAUUACAAGCCCCACAAAUCCCACUCAACCCACAUACACACACAUGCUCCGGCACUAACUCUCACACCGGCCGGUGACCCUUCGUUGAAGUCUUGAAGAUUUCCCAGUCUCUCUCCCCGCCGGCCUCAAAAUGUUCACAACUUGUGGUGGUGGUCACGAAACGGCGUUGCAGUGCCCUCCUCGGCCAUUGCCGAUGGACAGAAGGUGGAAGCCCAACGUUGAAAUCGCUCCCAACUGCCCUCGCUGUGCCUCUUCCAACACAAAGUUCUGUUACUACAACAACUACAGCUUGUCACAGCCUAGGUACUUCUGCAAAGGUUGUCGGAGGUACUGGACCAAAGGUGGGUCUCUCAGAAACGUUCCUGUAGGUGGCGGUUGCCGGAAAACUCGCCGUUCCAAGUCGGCUAGGUUCCCACAUACGCAACGGGUUUCGCUAACUUCUUCUCAUAAUGCCAAUUAUGAUCAGCAAUCAACUGAUUCUUGUUCCUCUAAUGGGGACUCGGUGUCUCAACGAACCGAAACCAAUGGGUCGGGCGUCGAUCUUGCGGUUGUUUUCGCCAGGUUCUUGAAUCAGAAUCCAAGCAACAUCGAGCCGGCGUUCACAGUCCCGGAAUUGCCUGAUAAUAACUCCAACGCGGUGUCCGAUUCGCCCAAGUCUUUAAAUCCGGGUAGCGAGCAAAACAGCGUAGCGUUCGAAUACCAGAAGCCCAUUGGAGAGGCUGAUAUUCAUGAUAUACUACUUGAAGGACUUUCUGGAGAAGAAAAAGUUCAAGAACUCAUUGAAGACGAUGUGAAUGCAUUCGGGAUAGAGACUUUGUUGGAUAAUGAAGUAGCCCAAGAUGUUUUGUGGUCCGAUGCUGCAACUUUGCCGAAUUUAAUGUGGCAACCUAUGCUGCAAUUGCAAGAGUUGGAGUCGAUUCAGUCCAAUGAUCAGUUAAGGAAUUCUACGAAUCUAAUUAGCGACAGUUGGAGUUCCUUCGAUCUGUCUGGUUUCGAGGUUUUUUCAAGACCUUGAAGUGUACUACACAAAUUAACUUCCUUUCUUUUUUUUUUCCCUGAGUUAUUUUCCUCUUCCUUAAGAAAGCUUACGUGUCCAUGGAAAUGUUAAUGGUAUGGACAUUAAUUAUAUUAUAUAUUUCAAUGGAACUAUACAAUA